GGCUUGACAGACGUCUCUCAAAUUCAAAUAUGAAAUUAGCAAUUUGGCGUGUCGAACAGCGGUAAAUUAAAGGAGCAGAUAAUAUUCUGUUGGAAAAUGAAAAUUAUCUAAGGUUCGGGAAAUCAUGUGCUUGGUUAAUUACAAACUUACAGCAGGAAACUCCAUGUGACGACACAAUAAGCUAAGUGAUUGACCGUGAAAUUAAAAUCUGAUCUCGGUACGCGGGUAUUAAUUUAAACGGAAAACAAUCGUUCUCCUCACGCGAGAUAUGACUGGGCUACAUUCAUUAAUGAAAAACCAAUCACAACGGAAUAAUAAAUUUCCUUGGAUUUACAAAUGAUCGUGCACUGACUGAGACUGAAGCAUGCUGAAUGAUCGCGUUCAAGGAAGCAAAAUUUAUGCAAAAUAAUCGCGCCCGCAGGAGUAACGCGCUUAGAUAUCCAUUCACGAUGUACGAACAAAAGAGUUCAGGACUUCCGAAAAGUAAUCGGCACAUGUGCGACAGUAGAAACUUCAACCCCGAUGAUAUCACUACAAUUUACAAACACCCAGAUGUUACAUACAUUUGUGAAUACCUGAAAGACAAAUUGUACUUUGCAACGUUAAGCAACGGACGAAAAGAUGCGAAAAGUACAUCCAACAUUCACUUUUUCACGAUCGAUGACGAGCUGAUUUACAACAAUUUCUACAACGAUUUUGGUCCUCUGAACCUGGCCUGCCUAUAUAGAUACUGCUGUAAGGUGACUAAGAAACUGCAGAGUCCGGGGAACAAGCACAGACAAAUCGUGCAUUAUACCUCGCAGCGAGAUCAGAAGAGAGCAAAUUCCGCAUACUUGAUCGCCUCCUAUGCGGUGCUGUACUUGGACAAGAGUCCAAGGGAAGCCUACAAUCUCCUCUUUAUGGGAGGUGAAAUUCCUAUAAAGCCGUUUCGAGAUGCUUCCAUGGGAUCCUCUAUUUAUAGUAUUCACUUGUUGGACUGCUUGAACGCUCUUAAGAAAGCAGCCUCGUACGGCUUUUUCGAUUUCAAUGAUUUCGACCUGGAGGAGUACGAAAAGUACGAAGACAUGAGGAACGGUGCCUUGAAUUGGAUGGUACCGCAGAAAUUUUUAGCUUUUGUUGGUCCGAGCACGGAACCAGGGACUCCCUAUCAUCCGCCCGAGUGCUACAUCGAUUACUUUUUAAAAAACCAAGUCACUGCCGUGGUUAGACUGAGCAAAAAAGUAUACGACGCAUCUAGAUUCACCGAGGCCGGAAUCACGCAUUACGAUAUGUUUAUGCCAGACGGCACGGUACCACCAAAAAGGAUACUUAAUGAGUUUUUGCAACUGAGCGAAAACAGCGGUGGUCCGAUAGCAGUUCAUUGCAAAGCUGGCUUAGGAAGAACAGGCUCAUUGAUUGCCGCGUAUUUGAUCAAGCAUUACAAAAUGACUGCUAGAGAAGCUAUUGCUUGGAUAAGAAUUUGCAGACCUGGAUCUGUUAUCGGGCAUCAACAAGCUUGGUUGGAAAAUAUCGAGAAGAAUUUGUUGAACGCCGGCCAACAAUAUAAGUUGAAGUAUUACGGCGACAAUGACGUGAUAUUGCAUCACAAGCGUGGAAUAUAUUCCCUCGCGGAUAAAAUAGAAAAGAAGAUACAGUACCCACCCGAGAGUGGAAGGACAGAAUUUAACACACAUGAUGAUUCAACGAUGGAAAAGAAGGGCAAAACUAGAUUCACAAGGAUUUGGGGAAAACUGAGGAGUAUUCGAGGAACAGAAGAUUCGGAACGAGCCACGCAGAAAUACAGAUCUACUGAUCAGCAACACAAUCCAACACAGGGAGAUAGGCUAAACGAAAUCAGAAUGAACAGGUUCAAGUCGUCUCGGAGUUUGGAUUCACGACAGAAAAAUUACAUCAGCUAUGGGCUGGACGCACUGAAGGGCGCGCGUCGGAGGAAAUAG
Molecule: messenger RNA, 1937 nt
Organism: Ceratina calcarata
Lineage: Eukaryota; Metazoa; Arthropoda; Insecta; Hymenoptera; Apidae
Product: dual specificity protein phosphatase CDC14C
Exons: 10
Coding region: 372-1937 (521 amino acids)
Biological process (GO): protein dephosphorylation
Source: RefSeq, a predicted model, not a curated record